AUGUUGGUUGUUAUGUGUGGCGCAGUGGGGCCAUUGGGCGCGGGCCACCGAUGCGAGGUGUGCGGCAAGUUGCUGUCGACGCGGCUGACGCUCAAGCGGCACACGGAGCAGCAGCACCUGCAGCCGCUGCACUCGGCGCGCUGCGGCCUGUGCCACAAGGUGUUCCGCACGCUCAACUCGCUCAACAACCACAAGUCCAUCUACCACCGGCGCCAGCGCGGCCCGCCGCCGCAGACGCAGCCGCAGAACCUCACCACGGCCGACGCCAAGCUCGCCCCGCUGCCGCACCCCCACAGCCUCGACUUCUACAAGUUCAAAGACCAGUUCAACGUUUAA
This is a messenger RNA of Parnassius mnemosyne (clouded apollo), 336 nucleotides long. NCBI's taxonomy places the organism in Eukaryota, Metazoa, Arthropoda, Insecta, Lepidoptera, Papilionidae. The record is from the annotation of a GenBank genome assembly.